Molecule: messenger RNA, 300 nt
Organism: Closterium sp. Yama58-4
Lineage: Eukaryota; Viridiplantae; Streptophyta; Zygnematophyceae; Desmidiales; Closteriaceae
Source: the annotation of a GenBank genome assembly
AUGGCGAUGGUGGGGGGCGCCAAGGUGGUGGAGGGGGCGGCCAACAGUGCGGCCGUGCAGCAGUUGGCGCAGUGGGCAGUGGACGAGCAGAACAAGAAACAGAACACGGCACUGAGGCUGCAGGCGGUGGAGGGGGCGAGUGAGCAGGUGGUGGCCGGCACGCUGCACCGCAUCCGCCUCACUGCGCUCCUGCCCUCCGCCACCGCGCCUGCCAGUGCGCAGUAUGAGGCGGUGGUGUGGGAGAAGCCAUGGGAGGGCUUCCGAGAGCUGCAGUCCUUUGACAAGAUCGACGGCCCCUAG